This is a messenger RNA of Salvelinus namaycush (lake trout), 2570 nucleotides long. Its product is annotated as CUE domain-containing protein 1-like. Gene Ontology annotation, molecular function: ubiquitin binding. NCBI's taxonomy places the organism in Eukaryota, Metazoa, Chordata, Actinopteri, Salmoniformes, Salmonidae. The transcript is spliced from 10 exons. Bases 615 to 1841 code for a protein of 408 amino acids. The record is from RefSeq and is a predicted model, not a curated record.
GCAGGGUCUGUGCCUCCGACUGACAGACAUUUUUCUCUCCAUUGCUCUGGUUUACUACUAUUAUCAGCCAACAUAAGGACAGUUUUGUGGACAGUUCUCUGUUGCAAUAAUUCGGACUAUCAAAACACAGGCACUAAAGGGAGUCACGGACAAUCUGUUUUUGUCAAUAAAAAAAACAUUCACAGGAGAAAUCACCGUCGUAGUUCCCCUUCGGAAACCAUUUGUCUGCUUUUCAAUUAGUGCUGACUGUUUUAGACCAGAGAUGCAGGUUCCCCAAUUUGGCGCUCCCCGGACCUGAAACUGGUGACGGGACUGAGGAGUGGACACAAACCAAAGAACCCCUUCUCUACAGCCAGCCGUGUUGGAUGCAGCUGAAUAACAAGCUGAGGAGGAGAAAAAGAAAGAGCAUUCGAUUCUUCCGCUCCAUUCAGAGGACUGCCAUCCAUGUGGUGGUAUGAUGAGACUGUGAGUCAGGAGAAACACAAUCAGACGGGAGCGGAGUGAUAAAGGGAGAGAAAGAAAGAAAGGCAAGAAAGGUGGAGGAUUAAGGGUGCGAGGUGAGUGUCUAGGUGCCCUCCUAACCCCUAGGUGAUAGCACCAGUCAGGGCAGCAAGAUGACCAGCCUGUUCAGGCGCAGCAGCAGUAAUGGAGGCUCCAGGGGAGGUGGAGGAGGAGGGGGAGGCAGUGGUGGUUCCACCCCAGGAGAUCUCAACAACAGCCGGCCUAACCGACAAGUCCGGCGCCUGGAGUUCAACCAGGCCAUGGAGGACUUCAAGAUCAUGUUCCCCACCAUGGAUUACGAGGUCAUCGAGUGCGUCCUGCGUUCCAACAACGGGGCGGUGGACGCCACCAUCGACCAGCUCCUCCAGAUGAGUAUCGACGGAGAGGGAUCAGAUGACAGCUCUGACUCCGAUGAUAGCAUCCCACCAGAGGUUCUGGAGAGGACAUUAGAACCGGACAGUUCUGACGAGGAACCGCCUCCUGUCUACUCACCGCCCACUUAUGACAUGCACAUCUAUGACAGGAAGUACCCAGAGGCCCCGCCCACUCCUCCACCAAGGUUCGAGGCUCAGCCACCUCCAGGUCACCGGCAGGUCCGCAGCUACAGGAACUGGAAUCCGCCAUUGCUUGGCAACCUUCCAGAUGAUUUCCUGCGGAUCCUACCACAGCAACUGGACAGUAUACAGAGCAGUCUGUCCCAACCUUCUUCCUCCUCCUCUCUGUCCUCCGUCGCCCAGCGGACGGCCCAGGGAGGUAUCUCCAGGCCAGGGGCUGGUGGAGCCCUAGGGGCCCCUGGAGGGCCAGGUGGUGCCGAGGGCAUGGAGGUGGCAGGCACAGAGCAAGAGCGUAAACUGAAACAGUACCUGGAUGAUGAGCGCAUCGCCCUGUUCCUCCAGAACGAGGAGUUCAUGAGAGAGCUGCAGCGCAACCGCGAGUUCCUCGUCGCCCUGGAGAGAGAUCGCUUGAAGUAUGAAUCAAAGAAAUCCAAGUCCAAUCAUUCAUCCACUUACAUGGAGAAUUCCACAGCAGGAGAGCACUGUGCGUCAGGGUCGAUGGAGGCUUGUACUGCUGUGUCAGAUGACGCCAUGUUUAGAGACAAACUCAAACAUAUGGGCAAAUCAACAAGAAAGAAGCUGUUUGAAAUCGCCAGAUCAUUCUCUGACAAGACAAAGAGAAGAAAGUUAAAAAGAAGAACGCUCCUGAAGCACCAGUCACUGGGCAUAGCCAACUCUACAGCCAACCUCCUGGAGGAUGUGGAGGGAAGCCCAGAAGAUGGCCAGCCCAGAAGAUCAGACACUCAGGAAGAUGAUGUGCCAUACAAGGAGCCGUUGUCAUGGUGAAAACCUGUGUUCUUCCCUGUUGGGAAUUAUUCUCCAAGGCUGCGCCACAUCAGGGUUUCCAUGGUGACAGCAGAAUGACCCAUGGCUGGUGGCCAAGCAAUAAUUCGGCUCCUCCCUCCCCUAACACAGACCAGCUAAUCCCAGGCCAAGAAGUGACAUGGGACCACCCACUCGCCCAGGAGGAGAAGAAGCAAACUGCUAUCCACACACCACCUCUCCUUAACUCUGACUGUUCAUAACCGCAUUGGAUUACCAUUAUAAUCUCUGUAUUAUAACUCUUAGUUAAUAUAUGAUUUAAUAUGUAAAGGGAAGAUGCAUUAGUCUUUUGACUGUUCUGUAUUUUUUUUAUAUAUCCGCUCCCUUUAACCCCCAUUGCAGAAGGCAUGGCAGCCUUGGUGAGGCUGAUCUUACCAUAUGGACUCAUCUAGUGUUACCAGUCUAAUCUAUUUUAUAUGGCUGGGAUAGAUCACUCCUGAGCCAAAGUGUGCACCUCUGAAAUGUCCCAUAAUAAACCAUGUUCACUCCCAGUAGCCAUGUGUUGCUACGCCCAUUUGGUCACAGUUUUAAACAGACAGUAACCAGUGAUGACGUGGCACGUUUUUAAACAUCUUAACUAGAAUCACAGCUCAAUCCAAGUUCAAUCCCAUUUUUCCUGAAAGUUCAGGAAACAGAAAUGACUUGUAAAGAGAGACCCUAACAUUACAGUCAACAUUAUAGUCGACCCCCCCC